This is a messenger RNA of Asparagus officinalis (garden asparagus), 1491 nucleotides long. Its product is annotated as protein ROOT PRIMORDIUM DEFECTIVE 1-like. The record is from RefSeq and is a predicted model, not a curated record. Lineage: Eukaryota; Viridiplantae; Streptophyta; Magnoliopsida; Asparagales; Asparagaceae. The transcript is spliced from 2 exons. Bases 37 to 576 code for a protein of 179 amino acids. Gene Ontology annotation, molecular function: RNA binding.
GCUGGAGCGAGGGGAGGGAGGAAGAAGGUGGAUGAGAUGGAGCUCAGGUACGGCUUCAAACAAGAAUUCCCUCCAGGAAUGAAACUCACCAAGAACUUCCGAUCAAAGCUCAAAGAAUGGCAGCAACUUCCUUAUGUUCGACCCUACGAACCUUUUGAUGGCAGAUUAAAAAGAUCAAAAGACGGAUUAAAGAGAAUGGAGAAACGAGCAGUAGGCAUGGUUCAUGAGUUCUUGAGCUUGACUGUGGAGAAAAUGGCGGAAGUCGAGCAAGUGAGCCAAUUUAGGAAAUGGUUCGGUAUUGAUCUCAAUAUUAGGGAUUUGUUUCUUGAUCACCCGGGUAUAUUCUAUGUUUCUAGUAAGGGGAAGAGGCAUACGGUGUUUUUAAGAGAGGCGUAUCAUAAGGGGAGAUUGAUCGAAUCAAAUCCUAUUUAUGAGGAGAGGAUGAAGCUUCUUGAGCUUGUGGCGAUGCGGCGAAGAGGAAUGGUUGUUACAAAUGAUCGUAAUACAGUGAGAAUUAGAACGAGAGCAGUGGAGGCGGAAGAGAACGGAGAAGAGGAGGAGGAGGAGAGUUUGUAGAUUCUUGAAGAUUCCAAACUCUGUGUUUGAAUUGGAAGUAGGAAAUGGGAUUGAGUGGGUUAUGGGGCAAGCACGUGAAAGCACAGUAUCAUCAGCAGGUAAUGACGUCAGGGGGUUUGUUGCAAAAACUUCUUAGUACAGGGAAGUUAUGUACAAAAUCCCCAAAGUUCAGGGGGCUAGGAAAAAUUUACCUAUUUCCUCACCAUUGCAACGCACAUGCACCAAAAGUCCACUCUUAGCAAAGUGGUGAAUUGUUAACCUUUGUGCGUGCUGCAUGAAUUGUGAAGGCUCUGGUUUGGUAAAUAAUUAUGGGGACAACAUGGUUAAGUAGCUGAGGACAUAUUGAACUGCCAUUUGGAGUCUCUUGAAAUAACACUUAAGCUCUUAGAAAUUGGUCAACCAAAAUGAUCUAAUGAGGGCAGCAGAAGUACUGGCUAUUCUUGCACUUGGAGCGCGAUUCUGCAUCAGUAUUUCUUGGUUGGAGAAGUUUAAGUUACAGAGCAUUCUGGUUUGGUAUAUUUCACAAGGUCACUGGUUCACUAUUUCUGGUCCAUAGUGAUUGGGAUUUUCUCACUGACAACUGCAAGUUCUGCUCAGCUUCUUAUUUGGGCUAAACACAAACAGUUGUAAUCAUGAGAAAAGGCCUCAGGAAUUGUAUGAUAUUUUGCAGAUUUUGUAUCAUCUCAUUCCUCAUCGAAAUCCUUGGUUUCCGGUGGAAGUUUGUUGGACCCCUGUGUCUGGUUGGGUUGCGCGCAGGUUGGCCCCCUGAUUCGCGGAUCCUGAUUCAAGAUGUAUAACAUAUUUACUAGUUAUCGAAGUCAUAAAAAUCUAGUAGUAUUCCUGUUCUUGCAGUAUUGACAUAAAUUGCUGUUCCUAAUCUGUGCAGUAUUGACAUACUUCCAUAGUUGUUUAUUA